AUGGCUACUGCCCACAUGUCAUCCGACGUUCCUAAGCCCUCUUUCGCAAAGGUGCGCUCCACUUCUGAGCUGCCCCUCGUUUUUGAAAGCUCAGUUGUUGCUUCACGAUACAUGCUAACACGGCUUGCGUUUCUCCAGGUCGCUGCAUCGGCAUCAAAAGACAACCUACCUGUCACUACCGUGCGAAGAGUAACCGCGUCAGCUCAAAACCGCCCAGAGCAAGCCUCGUCCGCUGGCAUCGCUCCUGUCCCUACACUCGUUGCAAACGGAGCCGACAGCCGCCCACCUCCGGCCAUGGACUCCACGAAGCCUGCACCGACAGCCCCCAAGCGCGAGCCCGCCCUGCUCAAGAAGACCGAUGCGACGGACCUUGUUGUAGAUGGACUGAAGGAUCUGAACAUUGGACAACGAACACCAAGCCUUGUUGUGAACGGGACGGGAUCUUCCUUCACUGAGCGAUCAAAAUCUGUGGCCAAGGAUGGUUCAGACGAUUCUCAGAAGGCUGAUUCCAGCUCCGAGCUUGGUACUAAGCCCCCCAGUCUGGAUGGAAAGAGUAUCACAUCGGGAACAACCUUCGCGUUGGAUGAAAAGGAAUCACUGCGACCAGAUGAUAGCGCCAGCGUGAAAGCCGCGGCCGCUGAAGACGAUGACUCGUUUUCCUUCCGAGGGCCGAACCUACCCAGUUCCAGGAUGGGCUCCGACAUAGCUGCGCGUGCGAGGGGUAUCAUUCAACUUGGGGACAUGCCGGAUCGCCGCCUUGCCCAGCCCAUCUCCGGGUCUCUGAGUCAAGGCAUGAUUACACCGCAGAGCGCCUCCUCCGACCAGCCACCGAUGCCCCCUGCCAAUGCUUUGUCGGCCACUCUGCCCGAUUCGGCCAAUCUCUUGAACACCAUCUAUGGACAAGCGCCAGACGAGAAACUGUUGGAGGCUAUGGCCUCUCCGAAAGACAGGCUAUUCUUGUUGCGACUCGAGGCUGAGUUGAUCAAGUUUGUUCAGAAUUCCAAGGAGCCGUACAUGGACUUCCCUCCAUCCAAUUCCUUCUGUAGAAUGCUCACCCACAAGCUGGCCGAUUAUUACCGGAUGACACAUCAGUAUGAAGCUCGUGUCGGAUCUGUGCGCAUAUUCCGAACCCCGUACGCCAGGGUGCCCGAGUCGCUGGCUAGUAUCGCUGCCCCGGAGACGAAUGCUGAGACACCACCUCCGCCCGCGGUGCUGCCGCGAAAGAUCAUGCGACGCGGAGAGGAGGGAGAAUUCGGUCCCAACAGCGCUUCUCCAUCCAAGGCUACGUCCGAGACCGGCAGUGACUCCAAGGACAAGUCGGCUGCUGCCAACCAGAAAUUGUCGAGGGAACAGCGGGAAGAGGCGUACAAGCAAGCCCGGGAGAGGAUCUUUGGCAACUCUGAAAAGACGGGAGAAUCAACACCCGACAAUGAAGGUGAAAAUGGAGUUUCACGCGCCAGCUCGGUCUCUGCCCGAGACAAGACCCAAAAUGGCAAACGGGGCAAAAUGGGCAAACAGAGACGGGAUGAUUCCGACAGCUUCGACUCGAGACAUAACUACACUCCCUACUGGGGCCCGCAGCAACAGACGUGGAUGCCGCAGCCCCAGUACGUCCCUGUAUCCAACCAGUAUGGUGCUCCAGUGCAGCAGCAGCCUCAGCAGCAGCAGCCUCAGCAGUCGUACCCCAACCAGAUUCAAGCACCUUACAAUACGACGCCAACUCAAACCUUUGCUCCCAUGAUGCCCAAUGCGGGUUACAAUGCGUCGUAUCCCAACAUGCCGCCGUACCCGUCACAGCAGGCGAACCAAGCACGGUUCCAGCCGCCUGCAAACCCCAGCAAUUAUGGGGGAGCUGGUUCGGUUCCUCCGCAGCAGCAGCAAGGCUGGCAGCAAGGGUUUGGGCCGGCGCCGGUGCCAAUGACUCCUCCCUCUGCGGCCAAUGCGACCGCCUACACUCCGCGAGGCAUGUCCGCGCCGCCCGGACAAGGCACGGUCCCGUACAUGUAUGGGCAGCUGCCGGCCAAUAUUAACCCAAACGAUCCCAAGAGUCAGCAUCCUAUCCCCGGUAGCUACAAUCGGCAUGCUUUCAACCCCAAGACGCAGUCGUUUGUCCCUGGUGGUGGCAUGGCCCCGAUGCAGCCGCCCCAACCACCGUUCAGCGCUCCUGGCUCUCACCAUGGUAGUCCCCAGAUUGGAUCGCCUCAUCUAGCAUACGCCGGCUACCAACAGCCAGGACUGCCGGCGCCUUACGGCUACGGUAUGGCCCGGCAAGGGUCAAACAGCUCGAUUCCUUCAUACCACCCUCCACCGCCUCAGCAGCCUCAUCACCUUAACCCUUUGCCCCAAGCACCGGGCUCUCAUAUGCCUCAACAUCCGCCGCAACACCUCCCGCAAAACCCCUCUCCCCAUAUUCCCAACAAACCCGUCAUCCCCCAGGGCCCAGCUGGACAUACGUUCAGCCACCUGCCGCACUACGGCAACCCUGCUACUUUGCCACAGAAACCGAACAUGGGUGUUUAG
This is a messenger RNA of Colletotrichum higginsianum IMI 349063, 2520 nucleotides long. Its product is annotated as R3H domain-containing protein. The transcript is spliced from 5 exons. Gene Ontology annotation, molecular function: nucleic acid binding. The record is from RefSeq and is a predicted model, not a curated record. Gene Ontology annotation, biological process: galactose metabolic process. Bases 1 to 2520 code for a protein of 839 amino acids. Lineage: Eukaryota; Fungi; Ascomycota; Sordariomycetes; Glomerellales; Glomerellaceae.